Molecule: messenger RNA, 925 nt
Organism: Lactuca virosa
Lineage: Eukaryota; Viridiplantae; Streptophyta; Magnoliopsida; Asterales; Asteraceae
Source: the annotation of a GenBank genome assembly
GAUUCAUUAAAACUAAACCCCCUUAAACUCUCUCGUUGUAUGCUUCCAAAGCAAAACCCUUUCUUACUCAUCGUACCCAUUCCCAAUUCUCUCCAAUUUUGCAUCAGAAAUCCUCGAAUUCAACCGGAAAAGCUACCAUCUCUUCCUAAUUUUGCUUCUAUUAACAAUGUCCACCAUGAAUCAACCGGCGACGCCUCCGCCGACGAUCGGAAAGAUGGGCCCAUACACCGUCUUCGUAACCCCUUCCGAUUCAUCGCAUUUCUCAGUUUCCGAUUCUCGGAAAAAACAUUAUAUUCCUCCUACGUCGGUUCAACUGACGCCGGUGAAAUCCGCUCCUCUGGUUCAGCCUCCGCCAGUUCAGUACGGGAAAUCCACUCCAUCGAAACUCGCGCUUUUCUGGGAUGCCGUUGCCAAAGUUCAGAAUGCACAUUCAAGUUUAGAUGAACAUGUAGCACAUUGGUUUGGAUUGAAUCAAUCAAAAUAUCAAUGGGCUCUUGAUGAUUACUAUGAAAGCAAGGGAAUGGACAAGGUUGACAUACGAGCAAAAGAUUCAUCCACCAAAGCUCAAAGGGUGUAAUAUAUGCUUUUGAUUUGAUAGAACACCUUCGUGAUCUCUUUUGAACAUGAUAUGUUUAUAACAUGAAUUUACUUGUUGGUUGAAUCGGAUCGAUCUACAUGGUUUUUGGAAUCUGAUUGUGAACCUCUUGGUGUUUUUACUAGGGUUAAUGUCAUGAGUGGGUGAUGCACUAUUCAUUUUAAAUGGUGUUUUUGUGAAAAAAAAAUUAAACAAAUAAUUUGUUAUUCAUUUAUGACAUUAACAUUUUUAGUAAGGAGUAUGAAUCGAUCAUUUUAUUGGUAAGCAGCCAGAAGAUUAGCAAGAAUUGUAGGCAUAUGUUUGUUGUUUAAUUUGUGCUUCUUUUCCGGU